AUGGGUAACUGCAUCGGCAUCAAUCGUAAUGACGAAACGCUGGACCUUGGAUCGAAUAAUGUGUCCCGGCCAGUUACGGGAACCACAUCCAGCUUUGUCGGUGUUCAGCGCAAAAAUCAUCCUCUCUGUCAUGAAACAAUACGCUGGAAAUCGGAAGUGCCAUUAACGGAAGGGCAGCUCAGGAGCAAACGUGAUGAGUUCUGGGACACGGCUCCCGCGUUCGAGGGCCGAAAAGAGAUAUGGGAUGCGCUGCGAGCGGCGACCAGUGCGGCCGAGGCGCUUGAUUUUCAGCUGGCCCAAGCAAUACUUGAUGGGGCUAACAUAUCGGUCCCCAACGGAUACCUCACGGAAUGUUACGACGAACUUGGUUCGCAGUAUAAAUUACCAAUCUAUUGCCUAUCAUAUCCUGUCAACGUAGUUAAGGAAGAUUACGGAUGUGACUCACCAGCUGAAUACUCGGAACCAGUCGAUGGUGGUACGGAAGUUAUUCUUAAACUUCGAUUAUCGUCGACAUGUACAGACGUUAAGCUACCAGUUUAUUCUAAAGACACUAUUGGACAAUGUAAAAAGAAACUUCAGGCUCAGGAAGGAAUAGAUGCAUUUACUCAGCGAUGGUUCUACGGUGGCAAAUUGUUAGGUGAUAAAAUGCACAUCGAUGAGGCCCACAUACAGCCCGGAUACAUUGUGCAGGUUAUUGUAAAUACCGAGAAGCAAUCGUCAUUAGCCAUCAGCUAG
Molecule: messenger RNA, 735 nt
Organism: Anopheles marshallii
Lineage: Eukaryota; Metazoa; Arthropoda; Insecta; Diptera; Culicidae
Product: ubiquitin domain-containing protein 1
Exons: 4
Coding region: 1-735 (244 amino acids)
Molecular function (GO): protein binding
Source: RefSeq, a predicted model, not a curated record